This is a messenger RNA of Microtus oregoni (creeping vole), 1083 nucleotides long. Its product is annotated as selection and upkeep of intraepithelial T-cells protein 10-like. The transcript has 8 exons. Gene Ontology annotation, molecular function: signaling receptor binding. NCBI's taxonomy places the organism in Eukaryota, Metazoa, Chordata, Mammalia, Rodentia, Cricetidae. Gene Ontology annotation, cellular component: external side of plasma membrane. The record is from RefSeq and is a predicted model, not a curated record. The coding region runs from base 32 to 946 and encodes 304 amino acids. Gene Ontology annotation, biological process: regulation of cytokine production; T cell receptor signaling pathway.
UUUUGCAUUGAUUAAAUCACAUUUGGGUGUGAUGGAGCCUGCAGUUUCCUGUUUAUUGGGAUUCCUUUUGGCCUUUCUUCUCUUACAGUUCACAGUACCUGCCCAAGCAAUGAGUUCCGAUAUACAAAUUAGCAUUCAGGUUCCAGAUGCAGAAAGUGUACUGGUGGAGUGUACUUCAGGAAACUUGAUCCCACCUGCUGAGAUUACAUGGAGAGACAGCAAGGGGAAAGUAAUUCCACCCUCGUCAAAAUUUGAUUCUCAGGAUAGAGCUGGAUUAUUGUACUUGAAGAGCAAUAUUCUUCUAAAAAACAGAACACAAGGUCCUAUUACUUGUUCUAUUUACAAUGUAACUACUAAUCAGGAGAAAAAGAGAAGUAUUUUUCUCCCAGAUGUCCUGUUCAAGCCAACAUAUAUGUCAUUGAUGUCAAAAAGACCUCCAUGCCCUGUAAUAUAUUUGAUCAUUAUAUUACUUCUUCAUUGUCUCAGAGGCAUACUUCUUUUUUGUUCUUUUGUAUGGAAAAAAUAUAAAUCUACAGAAGGAGAAGUUGCAAGCUCACUACCACCACAAGACAAUGGCAUUGGCUCUCCCUCUCCAAGGAGCUCUUGCUUUGCACUUGCAUGCCAUUCUGGGAUGGAAGAAAACUAUCAGGCGCUAAAUAGAAGAAUAGAUCCGAACAGAAUGAGACUUGUCUAUAAGAUUGUCUGUGAAUGUCUACCUUUAGCUUUGUAUAUUGGCUUCCUUCCUCUCUACUUGAAAUUCAGGAGCCAAGCUUCUAUUUUGGACGAUGCAUACCCAUUGUAUAGUAAUUGGCUGUGGGAUGUAUGCAUAAUCUUGGUUGUGAUGAUGAUAUUUUUCACUGGACUCAUCCUGCUUCUACUUUGUACUCUAAAGACCCCUAGAAAGUUCCAGAGAGGAAAUCAUUGUACACCAAGGAAGUUACAGUGAGGAAAACAUCCUGGAACAAGGAAGUUGCAGUGAGGAAAACAUCCUGGAACAAGGAAGUUGCAGUGAGGAAAAUAUCCUGGAACAAGGAAGUUGCAGUGAGGAAAAUAUCCUGGAACAAGGAAGUUGCAGUGAGGAAA